Molecule: messenger RNA, 1638 nt
Organism: Fonsecaea multimorphosa CBS 102226
Lineage: Eukaryota; Fungi; Ascomycota; Eurotiomycetes; Chaetothyriales; Herpotrichiellaceae
Exons: 1
Coding region: 1-1638 (545 amino acids)
Biological process (GO): phospholipid transport; protein insertion into mitochondrial outer membrane; mitochondrial outer membrane translocase complex assembly
Cellular component (GO): SAM complex; ERMES complex
Source: RefSeq, a predicted model, not a curated record
AUGAUUGGCUUCAUGGACUAUAUUGUCCACGCCUUUGGGACGUCGACCGACUGGAAUCCCGACAACAGCUAUUCCUCUCUGACCGCAACCUCGGACGCAUUACUCUCGUUCCAGACCCCCUCGACAUUGUCGUUACAUGUCUCGUCUCUGAGCACCCCGAACUUCGCAUCUUCAUACACCUUGUCGACGCUGGGACACAUAGAUGGCUCGAUAUCCUACCUCUACUCAAGCAUCCCAUUGGGCCAUGUUCCUUCUGAAGCACCAACCAUCCCGCUGAGAUAUUUGACUCCGGGAUACAGAGAUAUAAGGCUCCCCCUUGCGUUCCCACCGGGGCAAAAGAAGGGUAUACCCAAGUUUCUAAGCGAAGAUGGGAGGAAGCCAAUUUUGCUGCAUGCGACUCUGGAUCUCCCGCCUCCUUCAGUUCUGACGGCGCUAUAUGCACGACGCAUUAGUCCCGAGACUCUGCUCUCCGUCUCAUUAUACAGCAAAUCAGCCUCGACUCCAGUGUUAAACUCGGGUCCACCGCCAGCCUCGGUCCUUGCCCAUAUUCAGCACGAUGCUGGCCGAUAUUCAAUCGAGGGACUGGGCUCGACAGACAAUGGCCUUCUGGGAGUCAGGGGUCUGUGGAAUUUCGGCCUUAGCCCACCCAAGACGCCAGAGGUCUCUCUAUCGACACCCGCUCCAUCGUUGCAAGUUGCAGGCGCAACAGAUGGCUUCACAGAGUUCCCAUCGCCAGGUCUGAACUCUCCGCCGCAAGCGGAUGCAUUGACUGCGUAUCAAAACCGUCUGGCCUCUAAGCCAUCGCUGCUUUCUGCCGGUGCAGAGUUCUAUUACAGCCCUCUAUCUCAUGUCAUCGGCCUCUCGACUGGCUUGCGCUUCACCACCCUCACACCUCAUAUAACACCGUCGGAGCCACCACCUCAGCCUACUCCUUCACCCAACAAGCCGCUAGCAGGAACGUCUGCCGCCAUCCUCUCUACAGCAUCCCACGCUAUACUCACUCCAUCAAAUGUGCCGCAUUCUUCAUUUCCCUAUACCAUGACCUUAACUUUGACUCCGCUUACUGGGUCAAUAUCGUCCACUUACUCCGUGCGCCCAACGUCGGCCCUGUCCCUCUCAUCCAGGUUCGACUUUAACUUUUACUCAUGGGAGUCACGAUAUGUGGUGGGUGGGGAAUUGUGGCGCCCUCGACGCCGGCGGAACUCGUCAUCUCGAGAUUUAGAGAACGACCCUUCUGGCACCGGUUCUGACAACGAAACAAAUGGAGAUCCAAUCCAAUGGGCCCGCACCCUCGCCAAAGACUGGUUCAGCCCGGCCGAGCGCUCUCUCAAGGAACAGCGAAUCGAGCGGGAAGAAGAGAACGUGCUAAACUUUCGUGUGGAUGAUUCUUGGAACGUCAAGGCUCUUUGGACGGGCAGAGUGAAGAGUUUACUUGUUGAGGUCGGAGUCUCGGUAAGUCCUGUCAGUGGAGCCGCAGCUGCGACUGGCGGACUUGGGACAACUAGCGAAGCGAGUGCAGGAACUGGGAGCGGGAAAAAGAGUACCGCCGGGCAUCCGGGGAGCGGAUUUGCGUAUGACGGCGGUGGAGUCAAGAAAUGGACUGGCAAGGUUGGUGUGAGCGUUGUCUACUCAACUUGA